AUGGCGCGCCGCGGCCCUCACCCUCACGCCCGCCCUGCCUCGCACCGCCCUGCCCCGCGCCCCCCAGCCCGCCGCCCCCACGCCCGCGGGGCGCCCCUGCUGCUGUGCGGACCCUGGCACGGGUGGGGGACCCUUCGCCUGGCCAGUGCGCCACAAUUACCUGCCAACAAGCCCCCCAGCAGCCCUGCUCCUCACCAGAACGAGCCACCCACCCACCCAGCACCCCCAGCAGCCCCUCUCCCUCCCCAGAACAAGCGCCCCCCCCCAUCCAGUACCCCCAGCAGCCCCUCUCCCUCCCCAGAACAAGCCACCCCCACCCCCACCCAGCCCCCCCAGCAGCCCCGCUCCCUCCCCCACGCGGCUGCUCGACGGGAGUGUGUGUGUGGGGGGGGGGGGGACGACCAGCAACAAAACAGUCCCACCUAA
Molecule: messenger RNA, 426 nt
Organism: Eriocheir sinensis (Chinese mitten crab)
Lineage: Eukaryota; Metazoa; Arthropoda; Malacostraca; Decapoda; Varunidae
Exons: 2
Coding region: 1-426 (141 amino acids)
Source: RefSeq, a predicted model, not a curated record